Molecule: messenger RNA, 678 nt
Organism: Serinus canaria (Common canary)
Lineage: Eukaryota; Metazoa; Chordata; Aves; Passeriformes; Fringillidae
Product: avidin-like
Exons: 4
Molecular function (GO): biotin binding
Source: RefSeq, a predicted model, not a curated record
CUGCAAGGAGCACAUCCCCAGGUUCAUCAGCAGUCUGCCGGCUGCAGAGAUGGUGCAAGCAACUCCCUUGCUCCUCGUGCUCUUCCUGGCCCUGGGGGCUCAUGGCCUCCAGGGUACACAGAAGUGUAAGCUGACUGGGCAAUGGAAGAACGACCUGGGCUCCAACAUGACCAUUUAAGAAGUAAAGGAAAAUGGGGACUUCUCUGGCAAGUACCUCACAGCUGUGUCAGCCUCUCCAUUAAAGAUUGAGGAAUCACCUCUGCUGGGGUUCCAGCACCUCCCAUAUCUGAGCCAGCCCACCUUUGGUUUCACCGUCAACUGGACCUUUUCAGACUCGAUCACUGUUUUCACGGGCCAGUGCUUUGUGGAUGAGUAUGGAAAGGAGGUUUUGAAGACCAUGUGGCUGCUGAGGUCACACGCAAAAAACCGCGGCGACGACUGGAAAGCCACCUUGGUUGGCUACAACACAUUCUGGCACAAGGAAGAGCUCAUGAAUUGAGGGAUGGUAGCAUUGGAGCUCCCAAAGAACAGGCAGUGCCAAGUUGUAGCCCAUCCUCCUGCUUCAGCACCUACGUUAGCACCUCCUUAAAUCUCCUUUAGCACCACCCAUAGAAGCUCUUUUAGUGCCUCCUCCAUUACCUCCUUCAGCAUCUUUAUUCUCCCAAUAAAUUUUUCCUG